CGCUUUCGGCAACUCGACGGACGAGCACCCCUUUCCCCCUUUUCCCCUCCAGCCGAGAAUCAAGGACAUCCGGCCGGCUCAGCCUUGCAAGAACAAUAUAUUUCGGAAAUGAACUGAAACCUGGUCCUGGGAAUUUUUUCUAUUUAUUGGCCGAAGUGUCGGCACCGACGUCAAUAAAGAUAUUGACACUAGGAGUGCGAAUCGGAAUGACGCACUCCCUUGUUUUUUUCUGUCUAUUUUUUUUAUGUGAGGGUCGACUGAUCAGAUCGAGCGAUUAUUUCGGUCAUUUGGUGGGAAAUGGGAGGGUAAAUGUCCGAUGUGUACUUGAGUACAAGGUUGGACGUUGGAGGGAGAUCAACGUUGAUUGGAGGUGUGUUACUGUUGUGGGACGAGUAACUUCGAGGUCUCUGAUCUGUCUAGUCUUCAAACUCUGGACCCAUGAUUCUUGUCUUCAUUUCUUCAAGCAUAUGAUACUCGUUCGGAGAGGAAAGAGGCCGUCGGACUAAAACGAAUGAAUUCAAUACAUUAUUUAAGAUUCACAAUU
This is a messenger RNA of Hyaloscypha bicolor E, 544 nucleotides long. RefSeq lists its product as uncharacterized. Bases 207 to 506 code for a protein of 99 amino acids. Lineage: Eukaryota; Fungi; Ascomycota; Leotiomycetes; Helotiales; Hyaloscyphaceae. The record is from RefSeq and is a predicted model, not a curated record. The transcript has a single exon.